AUGGGGGAGGCGCUCGGGGAACAGAGCUUGAAGGACCACUGGGAUAUGUCUGGGGGCAUGCGGGUGGAGUUCCAGAAGCUUGUCUUGGGAGUUGUAUGCCUGCAUCGGAAGGAUUACGUCGACGGCCUCAAGGCAGGAAAUCCGAUGUUGGGUGAUCUCCAGUUCAUGGGAAGCUGCUGCGGCGACUACGCAGGUUCAGCGCAAGACAUUCAGAGCAGCAUCAACACAAACGAGCUGUACGGGAAAACCGAGGAGGUCGCUGGGACCAUUUUCAAGGACUUUGGCUGCACUCCCGUCGUCGGCGACAGCAUCUUUGCUCUCUCUUUGGUUGGCUCUUAG
This is a messenger RNA of Symbiodinium necroappetens, 339 nucleotides long. Lineage: Eukaryota; Dinophyceae; Suessiales; Symbiodiniaceae. The record is from the annotation of a GenBank genome assembly.